Saccostrea cuccullata (small rock oyster) is the source of this 692-nucleotide messenger RNA. RefSeq names its product NADH dehydrogenase [ubiquinone] 1 beta subcomplex subunit 8, mitochondrial-like. NCBI's taxonomy places the organism in Eukaryota, Metazoa, Mollusca, Bivalvia, Ostreida, Ostreidae. Gene Ontology annotation, cellular component: mitochondrion. The transcript is spliced from 5 exons. The record is from RefSeq and is a predicted model, not a curated record. The coding region runs from base 35 to 625 and encodes 196 amino acids.
CACGUUGGAGCUCUUUAGUGUCUAAGAGGUCACAAUGGCCGCUGUAGGCCUUGGACGAGUUUUUCGUCGAUUUCAGCCUCUUUCUGUUAUUAACAGAUGUAUUUCCACCACUCCUAAGGUUCGAGCUGUCCAUUGGGAGAAGGACUUCUUGCCUGGUCCCUACCCUAAAACAGAGGAGGAGAGGAGAGCCGCUGCUAAGAAGUAUGGUAUGCAGCCCGAGGAUUAUGAACCAUAUGACCCAGAACUAGGGUGGGGAACGGGGGAUUACCCCAAUGUUGAACCAAUAGGAAAAGAUCUGAGGUCGGACUAUGAUCAAUACGAUAAUUACAGAUUAAAGAAGAACUUCAAUGAACCGCUCCCUUAUGACUUUGACUGGGUGGAUAAAGUAGACUAUGGCUGUAGUUAUCAUCCUCACACAGAGCGUGAAAUUGUCAUGUUCCUGUUCUCUUUGGUGGGAUUUUUUAUUCUUGGAGAGUAUCUAUGUAACAAAUAUUUACCACGGCACGUUGAGGCGCUGCCUAAACAAUUCCCCUACACCUACUCUCAGGUGGUGAUGUACAGAGAUCCAUCAGAGAUACAGAGGACUGUCCAUUACACGUUUGAACCAGCAGAUAGUAAGGAGUGAAGAAAUGUGACAAAAAUAGACACUAAUAUGGCUUAAUGUGAAGAUUUGAACAUGUGUAAAAGUUAUG